This is a messenger RNA of Yamadazyma jaroonii, 1035 nucleotides long. Lineage: Eukaryota; Fungi; Ascomycota; Pichiomycetes; Serinales; Debaryomycetaceae. The record is from the annotation of a GenBank genome assembly.
AUGAAACUACCAGAGUACGAGAAAUACUCAGACUUGGAGAAGGGCCAAGAUGCUGAACCCGUCCAAGACGCUGAACCUGUUCCAGGGUGUAAACGUAAAAGACUGGCAAUCAUCAAAGUUGCUUUGGUUAUCAUCAUGAUAUCCAAUAUGAGUGCUGCUUAUAGCUACGGGAAACUUGCCGGUAGAAGAGAGAUGAUGGACAGACACCACGAACCGGGACACAAUAGAUUCGAACAUCAUGGAAAGGAAGAUCACGAUUAUGGGGUCAGAUUCCACAGAUUCGAAGACCACAGAGGAAAGGAACAUGCUUAUGAUAGACACGGUUAUGACAGACAUGAUUAUGGAAGACAUGGGUAUGAUAGACAUGGGUAUGGAAAGUAUGAUUAUGAGAAACACGGCUAUGGAAAACAUGGAUACAGAAAACAUCACGGACUCAAGACCGAAGCUGUUGAUAUCGAUGGUGACGGAAAAGCCGACUUUAUGUUCCAAUACUUCCCUAAACCAUGCGAUAAGAAGAAACCUUUGGAUGGAAAACAAGGCCAUAGACCACCAGGUCCUCCACCACCAGGUCCAUAUGGCCCUCCACCACCUUUUGAUCCUCACGGUCCUCCACCUCCACCUCCAGGUCCUCAUGGUCCACCACCUCCACCUCCAGGGAAACAUGCACCACCUCCUCCACCAGGUCCACAUGGUCCACCAGGAAAACACGCACCACCACCUCCACCACCUUCAGAAGAUAUCUUACAGAAUAUUAUGAAUGAAAUUGGUUUAAACAAAGAAUUCUUGGACUCUUUGGCCAAUAUCCAUAUUCCAACUUUGGACGAAAUCACCUCCCAAUUCAGACCAGGUGAAGAACCAGAAGAAAAACCUAAAGACGAAUCCAAAGAAGAAUCCAAAGAAGAAUCCAAAGACCAAUCCAAAGAUGAAUCUAAGGAUGAAUCUAAGGAAGAAUCUAAGGAAGAAUCUAAGGAAGAAUCUAAGGAUGAAUCUGAGGGAGAAUCAAAGGAUGAAUCCAAGGAUGAACCUAAAGCUUAA